Hylaeus volcanicus is the source of this 339-nucleotide messenger RNA. Its product is annotated as transcription elongation factor 1 homolog. Gene Ontology annotation, cellular component: transcription elongation factor complex. Lineage: Eukaryota; Metazoa; Arthropoda; Insecta; Hymenoptera; Colletidae. Gene Ontology annotation, molecular function: RNA polymerase II complex binding. Gene Ontology annotation, biological process: transcription elongation by RNA polymerase II. The transcript is spliced from 2 exons. The record is from RefSeq and is a predicted model, not a curated record. Bases 91 to 339 code for a protein of 82 amino acids.
CAACACAAAUAGUAUCAAAGCUUGGUACAUUACGCGGUGAAUGCAAUUUUUUAAAUAAAAAUACGCGUAAUUUUAUAUACUUGAAGCGUAAUGGGACGUAGGAAAAGUAAACGAAAACCUCCAAGUAAAAAGAAAGCUAUACAACCUUUAGAUACGCAAUUUAAUUGUCCGUUUUGUAACCACGAGAAAUCAUGUGAGGUUAAAAUGGAUAAGUCAAGAAAUACAGCAAGAAUUACCUGCAGGGUAUGCUUAGAAGAUUUUCAAACAACAAUAAAUUUACUUUCUGAACCUCUGGAUGUAUACAAUGAUUGGAUUGACGCAUGUGAAAGUGCAAAUUGA